Messenger RNA from Trypanosoma grayi, 4089 nucleotides. RefSeq lists its product as hypothetical. The coding region runs from base 1 to 4089 and encodes 1362 amino acids. The record is from RefSeq and is a predicted model, not a curated record. The transcript has a single exon. NCBI's taxonomy places the organism in Eukaryota, Euglenozoa, Kinetoplastea, Trypanosomatida, Trypanosomatidae.
AUGUAUAGACGGGCGGGUGGGGAGCUCUCACCUUCGCCAAGGCGUGCUUGUGUUGGGCCGCUGCCGCCGCCUCCAUCCCCGCCGCUGCCGACAGCAACAUCGACAACAGCAGUUAUUGACCGUGAUGCCAAGGCUUUGCAGGAGGUCCUCCAACAAAUGGAUGAGACAUUCCACGCUGGUAAUAACGAAGACGAACGGAGGUCGAGGCUGCACCAGUUAGAGGAGCGGCAGAUGGCCCUUCAGCGUCUAUGCGAAGCGGCUUUGCGGCAAGAUGAGACUCAUAAUGGUCAUCUAAAGCGCCACGAAUCGGGCAUUGUGUCGACACCACGGUCUGUAGAAAACUACUUGAUCUACGAGGACCCGGCCGCGGUGGCGUACAGCGUGGCGCGCAGUACGAGCCGCAACGGCAUCUGUUCAACGCCGUUGCUGGCACCACCGCCACCAAUGCUACCACCGCGCGCCGUCGUCAGAGAGGCCACAUCAACCAUAGAGGUGACAGCAUUACAACGUGAGGAAAGCAGUAGGGAUCGACCACAACUUCAGCCGACACAGAUGGCACCAGCAAGCAAAAAGACGAUACCCGGAUCGAAGCCGUUGCAUCCGCUGCCAUCACCGAUGCCGCUCCCUGACGGCGCGGCACUUCAAGAGGAUCGUCGCCUCGUGGAGGCAUUUCUCAGCGCGGCGCAGGCGGAGACAUGUCAUCCCUAUGCAAUGAAAGAAGAGGGUGAAGAACGAUGCCCGCCCUUGAGGCCUGUGCCAUUGCAGUUAAGGCGGGUCGCCCAUCAAGCCUCUGAGAAUGGUGUUGCUCUAGAGCGGGGCACAUCGCAAGAGAAUUUCGACGUGAAGGAGGACGAGCAGUUGAUUAAGCUGAUACUACGACGUGUUCAACCACCACCGAAAGGCCCUUUGCAGGAAAAUAGCACUGUCCCCGCUGCCAAUCAUCCCAACUCUGUUUCUGCCCAUGCAACGGAUGCAACAUCGAGGAGAGAGGACUUGUUGCACAAGUUGGGGGACGGCACAUCGGACUCCUCCAGCGGCACAAGGCUUCCCAACAAGAGCAAAGGGCACCGCCGCAAUGAACACGCUGUGUCACCACGUCUAGAGGUGACAGCAGCGAGGGGGGAGGAUGAGGAGGAAGAGGAAGAGGAAGCGCCCUCCUCUGCCGUGGGCGAGCUUCAUGAGCUUGUACAUGAAAACCACGCUCUGCAGAGGGAGCUUGAAACACAGGACGGCGCCCUCCGCGAGCUGACACAAAAAACGGAGAGCCUAGCACGCCAUCUUGUGAAGGCAAUGCGGGAACGGGCACAACUGCAAUACCGAAAGGAGCGGCUUGAGGAACUACUAGAAGCUGCCAAUGCAGAAGUUAGAAGGCUACAGCAAGUUGCGGAGGUAGAGAGUAAGGCCAUGUGCGGUGUGGCUGGUUUACGUGCGGCGUUGCAUGCAAAGGAACGCGAGUUGCGUAUUUGUGAGGAAGAGCUACUGCGUCUGCGGGGCAUUGUUGAGCAGCGUGUGACUCGGUCAGGGAAUAUCCCCAUGCAGCGGGAAUCCACCGCGGUGCUCGCACAAGUAAAUGGUGAUGUGGAGGAGCUGAUAGAGGAGCUCGCGGCUGCGCACAUCCGUCAACAUGAAGCGGAGGCUCACGCGAAGUCUAUCACGGAGGAGCUAGAGGCCGCGCAGACACAUAUUCAUCUCCUUGACAACCGUCUUGCAGAGGCAGAAAAGGCAGCAGUGGCACAGAGGUUACGUGAGAUGCAGGAGCGUCUCUUAUCUGGCGGUGAAUUAACCUCCCUGCCAUCCUCUUCGUUACCGUCAUCGACAGCAUCUCCCCCACUUCCAGUAGCAGAAGACGUUGCAACUUGGCCAGCUACUGCCCGGCGCGAGCUCGCCCGUCUCGCCUCCCAUGCAGAAGGUCUUGUGCUGCGCCACGCUGAGAGUGACCGUCAUGCGGAGUUGCGCCUGUCGCAUGCACGGAGAGACAACGAUGAGCUCCGCACACGGUGUCGCGCUCAUGAGGCGGAGUUGAAGGCGUUAGAAGCGGAGGCGGAAGUGCUACGGCGGGAGCGUGCAGCUUGGAAAUUGUGCGAGCGACGGUGGCACCAGCAGCUUCUGGAUGUUAAGGAUGAUGCGGUAAUGCUCUUGGAAGUGCUGCAAUCCACAGGAAACAGUGCGGAGAAAGUCCUACGGUCACUUGCAACAGGCAGCGGAGACCGUCUUCAAGUGCCCUCACAUAUUGAGAGAUUUGUGAAGAACGUACUGCGCGACUUGGAAACAACGGGACGCUUUCUCACGGCUCUGCAAUGGAUGGACCUUGCCACUUCCCCGAAGCAGGAGCAGAAGCAGCAGCGCACGGUAAAGCCAAUUCUCUCAGCUGCCACAAAAGCGAGAAGAGACUUUGUUUUGCGGGCUGUCAAAGUCGCCAUGAUGAGUGACGCAUCACCACCGUCGCGAACGCAACAACAGUUUGAGGCUGUGCCGGAGCCUCUACCGCAAUCGCCCUUUGCUCAGCAGGUACAAAGACAGGGAUGGACGGUGAUGCCGGAGGCGGAUGAGGGUAAUGGAAAAGAGCGCUCUUCUCUCUUGGGGAAAUCGGGACUGACUUCCGAUUCUUUUAUUUCGCGGUUGCUACAAUGGCAGGAAGACGCUGCCGCCAGAGACACCACAAGUGAAGAACGGUGUCGUGCACAUACACAGUCGCAGCCCAGCGAUAGAAUGAAGAAGAGAAAACAUCCACUCGCCGCUCCUAUCGAUGAAUCAAGCAGGCGUGCGACACCUUCACCGUGUGGCAUAGCAGUUCCCUCGCCCUCUUCCCAAAAGCAGCAUCUCCAGCAGGUGGGUAAGUUGCCACCGCCGCCGCCUUCAGGGCAGACUGAGAGGCAGGGCACGCCGAAACGAUGGCUGCCACCUCCUCCGCUGCGGGCGGCAAAUUGCGACGAUGCACUGAGCGGGGGCACCACUAACCCUAUAUCCUCUACUAUGGGGGGGGCUACAGAGAAGUCGUCCAGCAUCGUGCGAGGCCUUCGUCCCUCUGCGAAUGACGCUGUCGUGGGAGCAGAAUCAGCAUGUCGCCCACAGGUCAACAACGAGGCUGAUGUAUGUCUUGUCAAGCAAUCACCUCCCCGUGCGUCGCCAUCGCACUCUAGUUGUUGUGAGGAAGUAGAAGAGGUGGUGGAGCUCCUCGAUCGUGAAAAGAAGCCGGGUACCAGCUGUGUUGUGUCAUCACUUCCAUCCUUCAAUGACAAUGUGAACCAGAGCGAAGGGGUGUGCCUGCCAUCGGUGCAACAAGACCCGUUGAGGCAAACCCCUUUGAACAAUUCGCAUGUGCAGUCAAGUGAUGCCGUCUCCGCCCGCGUCGAAAGCAACUCUGUUUCGGGUCUGGUAAAGUAUAAUACCGAAGUUGUGGCGCCGACGCGAGCUACGCAAAAAGCCUCUGAGGGUAACAAUCACCCCAUUGAGGCCAACGGUGGGGGCAAAGCCACUUCGGCCACGGUAGCCCUUGUUGAUGAUAGCAGCGAGCCACGCUUGCACAUGACAUCACUGCGGAAGAACGGUCCACAGCAGCAACAACAACAACAUCAAUCGUUAUCCAAUGAUCCACCACAGCAACAACAGCAGCAGCAACAACAACAAAAGAAAGAAAACAGUGGCGAAAAUCUUCCUAUUUCUUCAGAAACAAGUGGUUCUGUGACGCUGCAACUGCCGGAUUCACACUCCUCUCCCGCAGCUGGUGCCGGUCAUGUGCCAUCGCUUUCACGGCCAACGACCGGUGGUCGCUCUGAUGUCCUUGCACCAAGUUUGCCUGAACCACGACAGUCAACUGUGCGACGCCCUUCGCUCACAGUUCCGUUGGUGGAAGCGCCAACAACAAUAACACUUCCAGUCGCAGCCAAAACUACUGCGCCUCCCAUGCAACAGGCGCAAGCGAGUACCGCACCCCCAGAGACAGUAGGCCAUGUGAGCGAGCCGCCGCGGCGUUCCUCGGUCACCAUGGACUUCCCAUCAGUUCGGCACCCAACACUUGGCCCAGGCAAGCGGCGUGUGGGCGAAGGGGAGGAAUCUGAGGCAUCCGCAACAGCGCCCGACGCGGAUUGA